UCAUUGAUGUCAAAUUGAUGUAUUUACAUUAGCAAUGUUUAUUUAAUAACUAAUUUGUUAAUUUUGAUAUUAUUUGGGCGGUGAAUUGAAGAGUAAUCGCCAAAAAUGUCGCACAACAUGAGUCAGAACGAGCGGAAGAUCGCAGAAAAGUUAAUUAUCCUCAAUGAUAGGGGAAUUGGGAUGCUGACGAGGAUAUACAACAUCAAGAAAGCCUGUGGAGAUGCCAAGUCUAAACCUGCGUUCUUGUCGGACAAAAAUCUCGAAUCCUCCAUUAAAAAUAUAGUUCGAAGAUUCCCACAAACUGAUGCAAAAAGCUUGACCUCCAUUCAUAACUUGAAAAAUGAAAUUAUCAAGUCACUAUCUCUGUACUAUUACACUUUUGUGGAUCUUCUUGACUUCAAAGAUCAUGUGUGCGAGUUGCUUACAAGCAUGGAUGUGUUCCAAGUGGACUUGGACAUUGGUACUAACUUUGAACUCACCAAAAACUAUUUGGAUUUAGUCACCACUUAUGUGUGUCUUAUGGUUCUUUUAUCCAGAGUGGAGGAUCGAAAAGCAGUUUUGGGUUUGUUUAAUGCUGCCUAUGAAAUUGUUCAUGGAUCAGCAGAUGCCAGUUUUCCACGCCUGGGAAUUAUGAUAAUGGAGUAUGAUGUACCCUUUAAGAAACUGUGUGAAGAAUUUGUACCACAUGGUAAACUGUUGACUUCAGCUUUGCAAUCAUUGAUGCAAGUGUUUUUACCCAGAAAUGUAACAGCUGAUCAGUGGCGUUCAGACUUGAAACUAAGCUUGGUGGGAAACCCAGGUCAAUUAUUAAAACCUGUUACUGUAGACAGAAUGUCCUGUGAAUUUUUGUCAUUAGACACAAUGGAGAGAUGGAUUAUAUUUGGAAUUUUACUAGUUCAUCCAUGUUUACAAAAUGAAGGUUUCAAUAAAUUGUUUACAAAUGCACUGGAAUCAUCGUGGGUCAUUCCAUUGUUCAGGGAUGAAGUUGUUCACAUCCAUCACUAUAUUACAUCAUUUUUUGACACAAUCAAAGGAUACAGUAAGAGAAUCACUGAAGUGAAGGAGUGUUUUACACAUGCAGUACAAAAAGCAGGUUAUUGUCAUAGAGAAAGAAGAAAAUUCUUGAGGACAGCUCUAAAAGAAUUGGGUUUAAUUUUUAUGGAUCAGCCUGGGUUGUUGGGACCUAAGGCAUUAAUGGUAUUCAUUGGACUGUGUUAUGCCAGGGAUGAAGUAUUGUGGUUAUUAAGACAUAAUGAUAAUCCUCCUCAACACAAAACUAAAGGAAAAUCAACUGAAGAUCUUGUAGAUAGACAUCUGCCAGAGCUACUCUUCCACAUGGAAGAUUUGAGAGUGUUGGUAAGAAAGUACAGCCAAGUCAUGCAGAGGUAUUAUGUGCAAUAUUUGUCUCAACAUGAUGCAAUUUUGCUAAAAGAAAGCAUGCAAAAAUUACAAAAUUACCCAGAAGAUGAAGGUAUAAUUUUAUCAUCUUUGUGUAGUACUAUAGCCAACUUGUCAGUUAAACAAGUUGAGGAUAAUGAAACAUUCAAUUUCUUUGCAUUCCGUUUAGACUGGUUCAGAUUGCAAGCCUUUAUGUCCACUGCCAAAUCUCCUGUGAGACUAAUUGAUAACAGGAAUCUUGCCCAGUUUUUAGAUAAAGUACAAUUCCACACCAAAAUGGUUGACAAUUUAGAUGAAAUGUUGAAAGAUACAUCAGAUUUAUCCAUAUUCUGCUUCUACAAUAGAAUAUUUGAAGAUCAAUUCCACAUGUGCUUAGAAUUUCCUGCGCAAAAUCGGUACAUUGUUGCCUUCCCAUCUAUAUGUAGCCAUUUCCAACAGUGCACUCAUGAGCUGUGCCCAGAGGAGAGACAUCACAUUAGAGAAAGAAGUUUAUCAGUGGUGAACAUGUUCUUGGAUGAAAUGGCCAAAGAGGCCAAGAACAUCAUAACAGCAAUCUGUGACGCCCAAUGCAAAAUGAGUGACAGGCUUUUACCUAAAAAUUGUGCAGUUCUCAUAUCACAACAGAUGAACAGGAAAAAGAAAGAAAAGAGUAAGAAGAAUGUAAUUGAGUUUGAGAAGCCAGGAUCAGAGAGUUACCGAAAGACCAGGGAAAAUUUGACCACAAUGGACAAACUUCACAUGGCUCUUACUGAAUUAUGUUAUGCAAUAAACUACUUUUCCAAUAUUAAUGUCUGGGAAUAUACUUUUGCUCCAAGGGAAUAUCUGCAUCAACACCUGGAAACAAGAUUCGCAAAAGCCUUGGUAGGAAUGGUGAUGUACAAUCAAGAUACUAAUGAAAUUGCCAAACCAUCUGAACUGUUGGUUUGUGUAAGGUCUUACAUGAACGUUCUUCAGACUGUCGAAAACUAUGUUCACAUUGAUAUUACUAGAGUGUUUAAUAACUGUUUGUUACAGCAAACUCAGCCAAUGGAUACUCAUGGCGAAAAAACGAUUGCCUCGAUUUACACGCAGUGGUACUCUGAAGUUUUGCUUAGAAGAGUCAGUGCUGGUAACAUCGUGUUUUCUAUGAAUCAAAGAUCUUUUGUCAGUCUUACAGGGGAGGGAUCAAUUCCUUUCAAUCCUGAAGAGUACUCUGACAUAAACGAGCUGCGGGCUUUGGCUGAGUUGAUUGGCCCAUACGGUAUGAAGCAAUUAAGUGAGACUUUAAUGUGGCACAUAGCCAGCCAAGUAAUUGAACUAAAAAAGCUGGCUGAAGUUAACAAAGAGACAUUACUGAGGCUCAGAACAAACUUCGACAAGCCGGAAAUCAUGAAAGAAGAAUUCAAAAAACUUUCAAACGUAGAGAAUGUGUUACAAAGGAUGACUAUUGUUGGCGUUAUUCUAAGCUUCAGACAGUUGGCGCAGUCAAGUUUAACUGACGUGUUGGAACAAAGGAUUCCUUUCUUGGUAAGUUCAAUUUUGGACUUCAGACACCACUUGCCAAGUGGGGAUCCAAUGAAAAUUGUCAGUGAGAUGACGUCAGCUGCUGGAUUACCUUGCAAAGUGGAUCCAUCGUUGUUGGCUGCCUUGAAACAUCAAAAGCCUGAACCCGAUGCGGAUGAACACUUACUCGUUUGUUUGCUUAUGGUUUUUGUGGCUGUAUCAAUUCCAAAACUGGCAAAAUCCGAAAAUUCCUUCUACAGAGCUUCGCUGGAAGGUCAUACGAACAAUAUUCACUGCAUGGCUUUGGCUGUUAACAAUAUUUUUGGGGCUUUGUUCACUUUGUGUGGUCAAAGUGAUAUUGAGGACAGAAUGAAAGAGUUCCUGGCCUUGGCUUCCUCAAGUUUGCUUCGUUUAGGACAAGAGGCUGAUAAAGAAGCAAUAAGAAACAGGGACAGUGUGUACCUCUUGUUGGAUCAAAUUGUACAAGACUCACCAUUCCUCACUAUGGAUUUGUUAGAAUCAUGUUUCCCAUAUGCUCUUAUUCGUAAUGCUUAUCAUGAUGUAUAUAAACAAGAGCAGAAUUUGUAAAUUUGUGCCAAUUAUUAUUUAUGCACUGAAACUUUUAGUUUAUAUUAUUUAAUUGCAAUUUUUAUUAUUUAAUAUUAAUUAACUGAUAUUUAUUUAGUCAUAUGUAUACUAGUAUAAGCCUAUUAAUUGUUACAAAUUUUAAGAAAAGAUAGACUAAGCAAAUAGAUACUGUACGCCUCUUUGAUAAUUCAUUUUAUCAAUAAAAUUUUAUAUCUUGUAUAUGUAA
Aethina tumida (small hive beetle) is the source of this 3694-nucleotide messenger RNA. It is a transcript of the gene Hem, whose product is annotated as membrane-associated protein Hem. The record is from RefSeq and is a predicted model, not a curated record. Lineage: Eukaryota; Metazoa; Arthropoda; Insecta; Coleoptera; Nitidulidae. Gene Ontology annotation, cellular component: SCAR complex. The transcript has 2 exons. Bases 106 to 3468 code for a protein of 1120 amino acids. Gene Ontology annotation, biological process: cortical actin cytoskeleton organization; cell projection assembly; cell migration.